Messenger RNA from Corylus avellana, 1786 nucleotides. RefSeq names its product zinc finger (C2H2 type) family protein. Lineage: Eukaryota; Viridiplantae; Streptophyta; Magnoliopsida; Fagales; Betulaceae. The record is from RefSeq and is a predicted model, not a curated record.
AUAUUAACUGACCCCAACGAUACAAGAGACGAAUAAAACGCAAACUGGAUUAAUUUUCUCGUCUCUCAGGUGGGACGAGAAUUUAUGAUCUGUAUAAUUUACACACACAAACACAGAAGAGAUGCCAGGAAGAAGAUGCGUUACACCCACUCUUAGCUUUAUUCUUCCAAAGCCCCCACCCACGUCACCUUUUCCAAUUCCUUUCUUUCCUUUCCCUCACCUUUCUUCUACCUUCACCUCUCUCCUUCCAUCAUUCACCUCACACCCUCUCCCUCUCUGCCCUCUCUCUCUCUCUCUCUCUCUCUCUCUCUCUAUGGCCUGAGCUAGAGCUCAAGCUCAAGCUCCUAGAGCAAUGGCAAAAGUUGCGACAUUGUUCAACAAGUUCUUUUCUAUCUUCAUCCUCCUCCUCCACCUCGGUUGCUUCAUUUUAACCACCACAAAAGACCACCGACCUUCGAAGAAACGCAGAGGUUCUCGCCUUUCUCGGCCAUCUCCUUCAUUCAAAACCACCAAAGCUCUCUCCUCCUCUUGGUCUUUCUUCAAACGUAUCUUCUCCUCCAAUCCCUGCCAAACAAGCAGCUCCACCCAAACCCACCCAACCACUCCCACCACCACCGUCUCCUCCGCCAGAUCAUCCCAGCACUCCAUCGCCCCCAUCUUCAUCCCCCCCGAGAAACAAUCUGGGUCUUGCUUAGAAUCCGAUAUCUCCGCCGAUAACCCCUUCUUUCCUCUCCGAAACGAUAUCUUCCCCUGCACGGCCUGCGGCGAAAUCUUCCCUAAACCCCAGCUCCUGGAACAGCACCAGGCAAUCGUUCACGCUCUCUCGGAGCUUUUCGAUGGCGAUUCGAGCAAGAACAUCGUCCGUAUCAUAUUCAAAACCGGCUGGACCGACAUCCAGAAGACCCCGAAAAUUCAUCGGAUUUUGAAGAUCCAUAACUGCCCCAAGAUACUUACGAGGUUCGAGGAGUACAGAGAGUCGGUGAAAGCUAAAGCUGCGCGAAACGGCGCCGUUCGGAAACGAAACGAGAGGUGUAUAGCCGAUGGUAAUGAGCUCCUGAGAUUCCACUGCUCGACGUUUCUCUGUGAUUUGGGGUACGAUGGGAAUUCCAGCAUAUGUAGCCAGCAGUAUUGCAGUGUGUGUGGGAUUAUCAAGUCCGGCUUCUCACCCAAGUUGGACGGAAUUUCCACGCUGUCGACCAGCUGGAGGGCACACGUGGCGAUUCCAGAGGAGAUCGAGGAGGAGUUCAGGUUCAUGAACGUGAAGCGGGCCAUGCUGGUUUGCCGGGUCGUGGCGGGCCGGAUCGGGUGUGAGUCGGAUGUGGACGUGGACAAGGAGGAUGGCGGGUUUGACUCGGUCGUCGGGAGGGGCGGGAGUGGGGCCCACACGAGAGUGGACGAGGAGGAGCUGUUGGUGUUUAAUCCAAGGGCUGUGCUUCCUUGCUUUGUGAUUGUGUACACUGUGUGAGUAUGAUCCUGCGGUCGUUUUCUCAGUCGUGGAAUGUUAUUUGUGAUGUGUGGUGCUGAUUGUGUAUUAUGCUUCUCAUAGGUUUCGAUUUGUCUGUGACCCAGAAAUGGGGUCACAGUAGGUGUAGGGUGUCAGUCCCACGUGAUAAACCUUAUGCCCUAUUGACCACUUCGGCAGUGGCUUGGCUUCCUCUCAUAUGUUAGGAUAAUUGUUAUUUAGAGGUUGUGAUAUUUAUCAUUAUCCCACUUGGACAAAAAUGAUCUCUAUUUCCCUUCUAAAGGUAGAUGAGUAAUUUUAUGGUCAAGAUUUGAUGUUGUCGUA